CUACGCCGGCGUGACUAAAAAACAAAAAAUACGGUGGCCCCGCUUCCAACUUAAGUCAACUUAAGUUCAGUCUCCAAUGAGACGCGCGCGCGUGCGUGUGUACCGUGUGUGACCUCAAGAGUUGGCGAGAUGAAUCAAGCCAAUUGUGUCGCGCUUACGUGAUGCAGUCGCGCUGCAAAUUAAAGUUAAUUCAUUAGAUAUAACGCGCGACAGCGACAAUAUGGGUGUGACUUAAAACCAUUUCUCCAGACUUGAAAAUAAAGAAGAAAAUGCCCGAAGAAACACUCGCUGAAGAAGUGGACGCCGGCAGUAGUAUAGCGUCGGUAAUUCUGCAUCCAUUUGUUAAGUGCAUAUCUUUGCUCAAUUUCGGCUAUGCGAUACACCCAACGGAACCGAUUCAUCUUGCAAACAGUGAGUUCAUCACCGUUCAAGAUGGUUACAAGAUUAGAAUAUUACACCUGCAACCUGACGAUGGCUGCGGGGACUUAGAAGAAAUUAAACGUGGAUUCGAACGCAGUAGUUCUGUAAGAAAAUCCAUUGAGAAGCGGCUGAGCAUGCGAAAUAGUAUGACAGAAGAAUACUGGUUCACCAGGUGGAAUAAACCCUUACAAGCUGGUAAUAGAUGCAGUUGCUCAUUCCGACGCUCUCAGAGGUAUUCGAAGUUAACUGAAGAAGCACCGAAAGCAAUCGGAAACAACGUAUUAGAAUCUCCGCCAACGAAAAUAAAAAAUUUGGAGACUUUCGUUGAGAGACUGCUGCAGGAAACUCUGUUAGAAGCAUACCAAGAGUUGUACAUUACCAACUCGAAAACUGCUGUUGAAGCAAAGACUGAUGCGCCAAAAGAAACCCAAGAAUAUAAUUAUGAUAACUUAGGAUAUGUACAAUCUCCCGACGAAAUCGACGCGGCUCCUGUGGUGAUAAAAAGAAGAAAAGACAAACCGGUGACAAAGCAGAUAAAGAAGACAACGCCCGCUGUGAAUACGCUAUGCCGUCACAACAAGCCAAAAAUUAAUAAACCAUUUGUAUUCUUACUACAUGGAAUUGGAAGUACAGCAGACGUUUGGUGGAAUAUUAUCGCGAGUUUGUUAACAAAAGGAUAUGAAAUUGCCGCCCCUGAAAUGUUAGGGCAUGGCUAUAGCGCAGCACCUGAUAAACGAAAAGCUUAUAAAUUUAAUAAACUAUUGGAACACGCGCUUGCUGCGUUUGAUCAUUAUGCAUCGCGCGACGAAAACCGAAAGUUUAUUGUCAUAGGACAUUCCUUUGGAUGUAGUUUAGCAACAGCAAUAGCCCGCUACAGAUCAACGCAAGUCGUUCAACUCGUGUUAAUCAGCGGCGGCGGUCCGACGGCACUGUCUCCACCGGAGAUCGGCAACGAGAUCUCAGUCUUCAGUAAUCUACAGGUGCUAAUUAGCCCGCUGCUCUUUUGCGGCAUGAAAAGGAGUUUAUUUUAUGCUACGCGCGGAAAACACUUCCAAAGGUGUGACACGGAUGAGUCAAUACCAAAAUACGUUCUUGAAUACAUCGACCGCGAACAGCAUUGGCCCGAAGGCGACGCUGCAUUUCACCGACGGAUUCUUAUCCCGACUCUACUCGUACACGGCUUGAAAGAUACCAAUGUCACCUUGGUGCAAGAGUGUGAAAUGGAACGGACGAUUCCUCGAGCGUUUCUUGAAUUAAUCCCAACCGCAGGACACAUGUCUUUGCUGGAAACUCCGGAACAACUGAGCCACAUGAUUUUAUGCUUCGUAGAAUGGUGGGCACGAUAAAUCAAACUUGUUUACAAUCACUAAAACGCAGUACAAAACAAACACCGUCCAAUAUUUAUGAUUUAAAUAAAGAAUUCUACUGAUUUAACUUUUUGGUAAAGUUGAUGGAAAUGUCAUUCAAUUAUGUAUUAAAUCGUAUUCACAUAAUGACUGAUUAAAUUAUUAUUAAAUAUUUUAA
Molecule: messenger RNA, 1944 nt
Organism: Dalotia coriaria
Lineage: Eukaryota; Metazoa; Arthropoda; Insecta; Coleoptera; Staphylinidae
Product: protein ABHD8-like
Exons: 5
Coding region: 270-1766 (498 amino acids)
Biological process (GO): acylglycerol catabolic process
Cellular component (GO): mitochondrion
Molecular function (GO): monoacylglycerol lipase activity
Source: RefSeq, a predicted model, not a curated record